Aspergillus nidulans FGSC A4 is the source of this 654-nucleotide messenger RNA. Its product is annotated as 2EXR domain-containing protein. The transcript has a single exon. Bases 1 to 654 code for a protein of 217 amino acids. Lineage: Eukaryota; Fungi; Ascomycota; Eurotiomycetes; Eurotiales; Aspergillaceae. The record is from RefSeq and is a predicted model, not a curated record.
AUGGGGAAUUCCGAGUUUUACCUGUUUCCGCUCCUUCCACCGGAAAUCCGCCUUCAAAUCUGGCAUUAUGCUCUUCCUGCAACGCUCCCGAUGGGAUCAGCUGUCUUCACCUACAAAAAAGGCUGCUGGGGCCCCCGCCGUCUGCUACCAGGCAAUCCUGAAUAUGACCCGAUGAAUGAUGACCUCAACCUAAAUCUCGAAUAUGACCAUACCCUCCUGGACCCUCUCGAAAUUGAUCUGCCACUAUCACAGGUAAAUUACAAGGCGCGCAGCGCCGCUCUCGAAUGGACACAGAAACAAAACUUGCAAGUCCGGUUCAACAAACAUAACCGCCAGCUUCUCUUCCUCCGUCCCUUCGAUGCGAACUCCGAUACUAUUUAUGUUUCACAGAGCCAAUGGCACGAUUUCAUCUGCGAGCCGAUGGAGCGGCCGUUUGAGCCAGACCUAAUUCAGCGACUACUUGGAUGUCCUGGGGUGCCGUUCUCGCGACUUGCGCUUGAUGACUGGAUUCUUCGCCAUGAGCCCGAUUGUCUCGCCGAGUUGUUUUAUUACUAUUUCACUAUUGAUACGGUAUUUGCGGUUACUGGAUUCUGUCCUGUGGAUUAUGCUGGGGAUGAUGAGAAGAAUAGUAACAGUGGCAAGGCCAAUACAUAG